Molecule: messenger RNA, 2514 nt
Organism: Blepharisma stoltei
Lineage: Eukaryota; Ciliophora; Heterotrichea; Heterotrichida; Blepharismidae
Source: the annotation of a GenBank genome assembly
AUGGCAUCUAUUAAACCAAAUAAUCCCAAGGCAAAACCCGAAAACGGUCCAAAGCAAAAAAUAAACCCAAGAAAAUAUAAUAAAAUCCCUUGGCUUCCACAAAAUUUGGACCCAGAAGACCAGCAGCUCUUUCAGGAUUAUCAAGAUCUCAUCAAAAAAAUGUUCCAAAUUAGCCUGAGUGGAUCUGAGCAGGAGCUACUAAAAAAGAACUGUUUGCAUAAAGAAAUCCAAAAAUCAAAGAAUAAGCAAGCCACUGCUGACGACCCUGAAAAAAUUGUUGCCUUAUGAUCGGCAAUUCAAGCUCUGGUACAUCGGGCUGUAGCUAUAGAGAAAAAAAGCCAAAGCGCCAAAAAACUCAAAAACCCUAUGCAUGUCAGGAUCAGAUCAGGCCUAAUCAGCUGCAUCCAAAUUAUUUGUAAGAAACAUGGGAAAAUUCUUUUCGAAUUUAUCAGUGCAGCUUUACCUUCUGAUGUGAGGGGAAAUGUGCAUGAAAGCGUUUCUGCACAAACACCGUUGAUCUAUAUGAUGCUAAAUGACUCGAGUAAUGAAAUUCGUGCAUCAGCAGCUUCGUCUCUUGCCUCACUUAUAGAGGAGUUUCCUGAAAUCGAGACUAUGGAAUCUUUGGAUAUUACCGGCAGAGUUUUAAAUUCAAAGUUCCAUGAACUUGUAGGGAUUAUGGACAAUUUGCAUGAAAUCAUCAAUUUUAUGCUUACUCUUCAGCAAGAAUAAACGAGAUAAGUGAAAAUUAUUUUUUUAAGAAAUUAAUAGAAAAUUUUUUAUUUUUUAUAAAAUAAUUUUAAUAAUAAACCUUUAAUAAUCAAGUUAAAAAUUUUGUUUUUAUUCAAGAGAACUAGGUCCCAAUUAGCUCCUGAAGUGCUGAUUGCUGUAUUAAAAACCACAGCUGCAUUGAUUUCAAAAACCCGUUACCAGGCAUUUUCCCCAUCCCAUUUAUUGAAAAUCACUGAAUCAAUUAUGAUUCAUCUGGGCGCUUUCAUUCCAGACAUCAGAUUUGGAGUCGUGAAAUGCCUUAUUGCAGCUUUCAAAGAAAGGAUUGAAAAAAUAAAGCACAUUUUGACUUAUGAUUUUGUCUAUCAUGUUCUUGGCAGCCAAGAUUUUAUCGAAGAAAGACUUGAGCUCUUCGAAAGAUUAAUAAAAAAUUACCCAGAAGAGAUGGACGCAUUCAAGGACUGAAUUCAAGAAAAAUUAAGCAGCAUUAUGCUUUCUGAAAACUUAUCCCUUCAAAAAAAGGCUUAUGAAAUUACUGACGAGUACAUCCGUGUCAAACCUAAUUGCUGUGCUAUUGAUACAGCCAUAAAAACAGCAUUAAUUUUGAUUAAAAAACAGCCUAUCGAUACUUUGACUCCUUGCCUCAGCACUCUUGCAGUGAUCCCAGACAUAGCAGUACUUAACCCUCAACAAGUCCAAGACCUGAUUUAUUUUCUAGAAAAUUUCGAUUUUUCUGGAAAUUCUCCAUCACUAUUAAAAAGCAUUGUCAUGAAAUUAUUUGGGACUUUAGCUAAAGCUCAGCUUGUCCCUGAAGAUUUUUUUGACUUAGGGAUCAGCAUUAUUUCUGCCCACCGAGAUACAAGCAACUUAAGUGUCGCCAUUAACGCAUCUCUAGCCCUUUCUUAUUUCUGCUUGAAUCCGAUCAGUUUAAGCAGAAUUGAGACAAUUGUGGAUAUUAUUAAAGACAGCAGCGAAAAUCGAAGAGAAAAAGUGGUUUCGAACGCAAUUGUUUCCAUCUCUAAUCUCUUUGAAAUGUUUAAUUACCACCAAAUCCAACAGUAUUUUGAUGAGCUUUUUGAAAUUUGUGUAAAAGGCCUUUCACAUAAAACUGCCAAAGUAGGCUGGGACUCAUGCAAAGCAUUUUUCGCGUUUUUUGAAAAUGAAAGCAUGCCCCAUUAUGAGAUUGCGGAUAGGCUGAUACCAAAUCUGAUCCAAGCGAUUAAAAUGCAAAAUAAUUUUAAAACCAAAAUCAACUCAUGCCAAAUUUUAAGAAAAUUCAGGUCACAGCUGCUUGGGUAUUCAGCUGAGCUUUUACAGUCCUUGGUUUGGUGCUUAGAAAUUGAUGGGAGAUCAAAGCAUUCAGACUCAAAAACUCUUCAGUACCAGUUUGAAUUUAAGCAGGAAUCAAUUUUGUGCAUUGCGCACGUUGUAGAAAUUAAUACUGAGUUAUCAGAAGAAUUAAUUGACUUUUUCAGUGAAAAUUGCUUACAUGUUUAUCAUUGGUUAAGAGCUUUUACCAUUGAUUAUGUGCAUGAAAAUAACUCAAAAGAUCCCAGUGAGCUAGAAAAUGACGAAAAUAUUGAAAUUAUUAGAAAAUGCUGCAGAAAAUUAAUCAUGUGGGUGCAGGAUGAAGCGAGAAUUGGAGUAUCGUUUGGGUUGUUAGAAAAAUUGGAAGGUCUGUCUCGGAUUGAUGAGAGGAAGAUAAGGAAAUACAUGGGACAUGAAGCAGAAAGUGAUCUGAUAAUUCCGCUGAAAAAUGUCUUAAUCGAUAAUUUUAGCAGUUUAUAA